AUGGAUAGAUAUCAAGAACUCUAUGCCAAUGGUGACCAGAACUUAGAAGCUAACUUAAUAGAUCAUGAGGUACCUGAAUCAUCAUCAUCGGUACCUGAAACGAAGAACUAUAAAAGGUGGCUCCGUGUCUCCAUAUAUGUAAUCUUUGUCCUCUUCUGCCAACCACUUGCUACAAUUCUGGGAAGAUUGUACUAUGAAAAUGGAGGGAAGAGCACAUACGUUGUAACACUUCUCCAACUCAUUGGCUUCCCUGUUCUGAUUCUCUUCCGUUUCUUUUCGCGAAUCAGACAACCAAAAUCAACAGAUUCAAGUUUCAGACAUGGACCUUCCUUCACCACUCUUGCAUCAGUUUACAUUUGCACUGGACUGCUAGUAUCUGCUUACGCUUAUCUGUCUGCAGUUGGAUUGCUCUACUUACCGGUUUCUACUUUCUCCCUCAUCUUGGCCUCACAGUUGGCCUUCACCGCCUUCUUCUCGUUUUUCCUUAACUCUCAAAAGUUCACUCCUUUCAUAGUGAAUUCUCUGUUUCUCCUCACUGUUUCCUCUGCCCUUCUUGUGGUCAACACUGACUCACAAAACACAACAAAUGUCUCUAGAUUACAAUACGUGAUCGGGUUCAUUUGCACCAUCGGUGCUUCCGCUGGGAUCGGAUUGCUGCUAUCUCUGAUACAACUGCUAUUCAGGAAAGUUUUCAAGAAGCAUACAUCCUCAGCAGUCAUGGACUUGGCCAUAUACCAGUCUCUAGUUGCGAGUUGUGUUGUUCUCAUUGGACUUUUUGUAAGUGGAGAGUGGAAAACUUUGCCGAGUGAGAUGAGAAACUACAAACUCGGGCAAGUGUCAUACGUUAUGACUUUGGCCUCUGCAGCUAUCUCCUGGCAAGUCUACACCGUUGGUCUUGUGGGACUGAUUUUCGAGUCGUCUUCUGUGUUCUCCAAUUCCAUAACUGCUGUGGGAUUGCCUAUAGUACCAUUCUUAGCUGUGAUAGUGUUUCAUGAUAGAAUGGACGCUUCGAAGAUCUUCUCUAUCAUUUUAGCUAUAUGGGGCUUCCUUUCAUUUGUCUAUCAGCACUACCUCGAUGAAAAGAAGUUGACGACUUGCGACACAAACCUUGUCGAGGAAGAUACACAAACUUGA
Messenger RNA from Arabis nemorensis, 1134 nucleotides. NCBI's taxonomy places the organism in Eukaryota, Viridiplantae, Streptophyta, Magnoliopsida, Brassicales, Brassicaceae. The record is from the annotation of a GenBank genome assembly.